AUGGCCGGAAUCGACUUCUUGGCAGAUCCUCUCACCGUUCUACCUCCAGAGAUCAUCCUGAGAAUCCUGGAGUUCACCUCCAUACCCGCACUCGCAUCUCUUACCGCCGUGUCUAAGGCCUGGCAUCAGUUUAUCGACGUCACACACCAAGAGGCCGUCUACGCCGUUGCUUUCGCGAAUAGCAAGCCGUUUGGACAGUCGGCCCGGCUGGAGAACACCACAUUCUCCAAGUUACUCGAAGGUAAACACCCAUGCAAGGAUUUGUGCAAGCGUCAGGCGCUUCUCGCCCGCAAUUGGGCCGAGUCGCAGCCAGUUUCCCGAGAAUCGGUGCUGCAAGUCGGCAAUGAUCCCGUCUGGCGUUUCCGCGCCGACUUCAAGCGUCGAAUCUUCAUCUCGACCUCGCACGCGGGCGGACUAUACGUCACCGAUAUGGACACGGGCGCGAACCUGUGGCGCCUUCCCUCAACGCUGGAUCGUGACGAGGAUGCAGUUCGCCCGUAUGCGCAUCUGGAGUAUCAGGAUGGAAUGGCUGUGUUCGAUCGCGAGGGCGAUGCACUUGAGGUCUGGCAAGCGGACGAAGAAGGCGCCAAGCGUGGCGAGUUCCGGCGCAUCGCGAUCUUGGAUCAUAAUUGUCAGACUCGAGGCUUCCAGCUCUCUUACGGAACACUCUGCGUGGUGUCGACUCAAGGACAGGGUUUCGUGUACGAUAUGACCCAGAGACCCCCCAAGCUAAUAACACACUUGAUGAUUGAGCCAGAUGCUGUCGGUCAUCUGGACCAGAGCCAGGAUGCUGUGAUCUAUUCCAUGGGCCCACGAGGGUAUCAUGUCUACGAUAAAACGUCCGGGUCGUUUUUGGGUGCAUUGCAGCCGUCACUUUGCACGGAGAAAUAUCAUAUCAAUCCACCAGUAACCGGGACCACCUCGACGAGAGCAGCAUUUGCAGGGCUUGCAGAUGCUGUGCGACAGGGUCCUGUACAAUCAAAAUACCGUGAGGGCCCAUCUCGCAAAGACAAUUUGGUCCCGAUCAAGGUCGAAAAGGGACCCCUCCCGUUACCGACCGACCCCGAGCACGUCCGAAAUCUGGAGGACGAAUGGGGAGCUGGCAUGUUACAUGGCGAUCUAUUCGUGGGCUUCUCCCGUGCAGGCCGUGUUUUCGUGUGCUCGAGCUGGCGCAAGGCACUCGAAAGCGAGACCGGUCUGGCGGAGCACAGUGACCUUAUAGAGUGCGAGUCGGAUGGGUCAAGCUUCGAUCUAGGCGGAUGGCUGUCUGUGCGCAACCACCGGGUGAUGUUUGAAAUCCAAGACAGAGCCUAUAUUGUCGCGCUGAAUGACAAGGAUAGAGUACAAGAUGUGGAUUGCCCUGCCCGCGGUUCGUACUCGCUGGUCACCAGCUCGGUAGCGCAUCUUACCGUGCCCGUCAGUUUCAUGGCCUUGUAUGAUGAUGCGAUUAUGACUACUUACACCACUCUCGCGUGGCGUCAAACACUCCCCAAUAUCCCCGGAGUCCCACCUCUACCUGCGGACCAAGGCCCCGCCCGCAUCUUCCCAACGAAAGCUAUCCGCGUGCUCAGCCUAGCGCCCAUUUUCAACAGUAAGACGCUCAGCGCGGACUCAAACACCGAUGAGGCCCAGGGCUCGACCUCAGCAGGGAGAAGUCUAUGGGACUCUGAUCAAGCCCCACCAGGGGUCGAUGAGAUAACAAUUUCACCAGCCUUGAUAGGAAUGAUCACAAUGCUUGGCGAAGAUCUAGAAGAAGAGGAAGAAGAGUACGAUGGGCCGGUCACGUUCACUGACCCCUUUGAGGGGGAAGAAGAGGAUUCCGGUUGGGAGGACGAGGAGGAUGACGAAGCUGAGGGCGAUCAGGAGGGCCAUGACCAUGAUCAUGCGCCUGCAUAG
This is a messenger RNA of Aspergillus homomorphus CBS 101889, 1896 nucleotides long. Its product is annotated as F-box protein. The record is from RefSeq and is a predicted model, not a curated record. The transcript is spliced from 2 exons. NCBI's taxonomy places the organism in Eukaryota, Fungi, Ascomycota, Eurotiomycetes, Eurotiales, Aspergillaceae. Bases 1 to 1896 code for a protein of 631 amino acids. Gene Ontology annotation, molecular function: protein binding.